This is a messenger RNA of Durio zibethinus, 2201 nucleotides long. NCBI's taxonomy places the organism in Eukaryota, Viridiplantae, Streptophyta, Magnoliopsida, Malvales, Malvaceae. The record is from RefSeq and is a predicted model, not a curated record.
AGCUAGGCACGGACCAAAAUUUUGGUACAAUUGACAGUGAUGGCGUUUAAAAAUCGUCCCAUGUAGCAGGCAUGUUGUUACAGAGCGAUGUGGCUUUGUUAAAUUUCAUAUGUUUUGCAUGUUUUAUUUUGUAAUUACAAUGCAUGCAAGUGGCCGGGUGGAUGAAGGUUCGCCUUCGCCCACAAAACUUCCUGUUUUACCAACUUACAUUAAGCAGCAUUGAAUGACUUGGACACUGUCGUACUAGAAAUCCUGCUGCUUCUUUAACUAGACUGCACCAACCACAUCCAUAUCCCUUACUCCAAUAUCUAGCAUAGCAAAAGCAAUCCACCCUCUUUGCCAAAUCCCCACCAAGCUAUAAAAAAUCAUUGCCAAAAUUAGUGCAAAGUCUAUUGUUGUUAGCAGGACUAAAUGGGCAGGUCCCCUUGUUGUGAGAAAGGUCACACAAACAAAGGAGCAUGGACUAGAGAAGAAGAUGAGCGUCUCAUAGCUUACAUCCAAGCCCAUGGAGAAGGUUGUUGGAGAUCCCUCCCAAAAGCUGCUGGCCUUCUCCGUUGUGGUAAGAGUUGCCGUCUUCGAUGGAUUAACUAUCUGCGCCCUGAUGUUAAGCGGGGUAAUUUUACUGAUGAAGAAGAUGAACUCAUCAUCAAGCUACAUAGCCUCCUUGGUAACAAGUGGUCAAUAAUAGCAGCAAGGCUACCUGGAAGAACAGAUAAUGAUAUCAAGAAUCACUGGAAUACCCACAUAAAGAGGAAGCUAUUGAGCAGAGGUAUUGACCCCUUAACGCAUCGACCAAUCAAUGAACAAACUGCUAUUCACAGCACAGAUAAGGUCUUAUCUACUAAAGUUCUAAGAGAAGCUGUGAAGACCAAUAAUGAGCUUACUUGCAUAAACCACAGCAACCCAGAAGGAGAAAAGUAUCCAGAAUUGAAUCUUGAGCUGCGGAUAAGUCCUCCUUCUUCACACCCAUCUCAGAUAGUGGAGAAAAGAGACAGAAGAGUCACUUGUUUCUACUGUAGUUUGGGACUACGAAACGGCAAGGGGUGCACUUCUGGGGCAGUAGAAGUAGAACAUCUGAGUUUUUGUGCUUGACGAAUGGCGUUUUGGAUUACAGAAGGUUGGGGUUGAAUUGAGAAGUUAUGUACACAGUACAUGAAUUGAUAGCAAAAUCGAUACUAGUAAUUUAUGUGUUUAAAUUUCUCUAAUUCCCCUCUGGUUUGUAUAUUUACAAAAUCUACUUGACUAGUUUUAUAAUUUUGUUUUCUGGCCAGUGACUUGUUUUAUAAUGGAACACUCGAAGCUUUAUGAACUGACAAUAGUUCAGUGAAGAUUUAGGAAUGUUUGUCCACAUAUUCAAAUCUUUGAUAAAAUCUAUUUUCCGAAGGAUUAUUGACUGUUUCUCGACAAUCAUUUUUUUUUCAUCUGGAAAAAAAAGGACCGGUGUAGAUUAAUGAACAACCUUGGAAGAUGGAAGGAGAAAGUAACAGGGACCCGGAGGAGUCGGUAACCUAUCUCAGUCAUGCAUAAAAGAAGAGCGAGAACAGGAGUGAAAGCGAGAGCCGGAGAGAGAAAGAGAGAGGCCAUGCCAAUUGCCAACUUCACAAUAUUCAUUGCUAGUUUGAUACCAUCUUACACAGAUCUACCUACCAAACAAUUAUUGUGCCGGCUGCUGACUGCGUACAAAAACAAAACUGGAUUCGUGAAACUUGUCUGUGCUAUGUUGUUUGCCUCUCUUCCUUAUCCAACACCUCAGCAAAUUGCUGACAAAAUAGCCUAACUAUAAUCAAUCUGGACUUAGCUUUAUCAGCCGUUACAUGUCCCUUGAAAAGAAGGGAUGUUAUCUAUCUAUUCAAGUGAUAAAACAGAUGCUGUUACGUUUCCGUAUGUAACGCUAACUAGGGGCCCGUUGGGAAAAAAGUUGGCUUCGUUGAACCAUGACCAUAUGCUUUGUCCAUGGAUGAGACAGGCAGAGCAAUUAGCCUUUGUCAAAACAGAAACUUACAGCCGCUUGCCAAAAGUCAAAGAGGUUUGGAGGAUAAAAAAUUGAGCAAAAAUCUUGAAUGUUGGACCACAGGGCUUCCCUAUAGCAAGUCUAUUCCUUCCUGGCUUGAUUUGCUGGUGCUUAAAAACUUUAGCUACCGUUUCUUUCCCCAGGAAUGACAACCUCGGAGUGAUUGAGACUGGCAGCUAGACCAUGUAAC